Messenger RNA from Prosopis cineraria, 1209 nucleotides. RefSeq names its product protein JINGUBANG-like. NCBI's taxonomy places the organism in Eukaryota, Viridiplantae, Streptophyta, Magnoliopsida, Fabales, Fabaceae. The coding region runs from base 1 to 1134 and encodes 377 amino acids. Gene Ontology annotation, molecular function: protein binding. The transcript has a single exon. The record is from RefSeq and is a predicted model, not a curated record.
AUGAAUGUCACAGACAAGAGAGUUUCCUGUGAAAUCAGCACCAGUUUCAAGAACAAGCCACGCCUGUUUUCCCACGAAUCCCCCUUUAUCUACUACUGUUUAGCUUCUCUCAAAACCCUAACACCUCACAUCACCUGCCUCGCCGUCUACCGUAACCUUCUCUACGCCGCUUCUCUUAAUAUAAUCAACGUCUUCCAUGUUUCCCACUACACUCACAUGGACGCAUUCAACGACAACCGUGCCUCAGGAUUCGUCAAGUCCAUUGCCUUCUCCGAUUCCAAGGUCUUCACCGCUCAUCAGGACUGUAAGAUUCGCGUGUGGUUGAUCACUCCCUCCAAACGACAUCGCCUCCUCUUCACCCUUCCCACCGUCAAGGACCAACUGCGUCGUUUCAUGCUUCCCAAGAACUACGUCAACGUUCGCCGACACAAGAGGAGGCUGUGGAUUCAACACUGCGACACGGUCUCGGGUUUGGCCGUGAAUGAGGGGCUCAUGUACUCGGUUUCUUGGGACAAGAGCUUAAAAAUCUGGGACGCCUCCGAUUAUCGGUGCAUGGAGUCCGUGAAGGCGCACGAAGACGCCAUCAACGCCAUCGCCGUUUCAGGGAACGGAACGGUGUACACGGCUUCGGCUGAUGGAAGUAUUAGAGUGUGGGAGAGGGAAGAGAAUGCGAAAAAGUACAGAUUGGUGAACAGCCUAGAUAAGAAGAAAUCAACUGUGAAUGCACUUGCGUUGAACGGCGACGGGACGGUGUUGUUCGCCGGGGGUUGCGAUAACAGGAUUUCGGUGUGGGAGAGGAAGAAGGGGACGAACGACGUCGUGUUGGCGGAAAUGCUCAGGGGUCACAGUGGGGCGAUCCUGUGUUUGAUCAACGUGGAAGGAUCCUGGAUAGCGAGCGGGUCAGCUGAUCAGACGGUGAGGAUUUGGGGAAAGGGAAGUGGAAGUGCGUACAGUUGCAGAGCUGUGUUGGAAGGUCACAAGAAGCCGGUCAAGUCACUGGUGGCAUUUUCAGGCGGUAAAGAUGCCGAUAAUGGGGUCGUCACACUCUUUAGCGGAAGCCUUGACGGGGAUAUUAGAGUGUGGCAGAUAAUAGGCUUGAAUACUCUACCUUCAAAUAUAGCAAGCCCCCUUUAAUCUGAACGGUCCUAUAGGACUAUGGAAUGGAAAUCAUAGCAAUGAGCAUUAUUAAAUGUAAUACACCAACAAUGU